AUGUGUCCUUGUUAGAAUUACUAAACUCUGCAGAUUUUUUUUGAAAAAGUCUUAAUAAUAACAAUCCUAAACAAUCCUAAUUAUUAAGAGUGAAAUCAGUUGAAGUGGGUGGAACUUCUAAGUAAACAGAAUUCUGUCUUAAGAUGUAUGUUUUAUUUUAUUCUACUGCUUAGAGUCUUUCAGAUCAGUUCUUGGUUGGCAUUUAUUGAAAUUUUUAAUCAACUGUCUGUUUGUGAAUAACAAUUAAAAUUAAUCUUGUUUUUAUUUCUUAUGGACACCUUUUUGCUGAAGGUUUAGAUUUAUAAUUUUAAAUCCUUCUCUUAUCCAAUUCAGUUAAAGAUUCUACUGGUUACCGUACAGUGAAAGCAGUGUGACUGCAUUGCUAAAUAAAUAAAACUAAAUAAGUAUGUACUGUUACAGCAAUAAACAAGGAUGCAAAUUUAAAUUGGACUAAAUUCCAUUGUACUAAGAUCAUCUGAGUAACCAUUUAGAAAACCAACCAGGCUAUCAGAACAUGCUCUUUUAGAUGUCAGUCUAUUUAACAUUCAUUAAACAACUUUGGUCCAAUCUGAUGGGAGAUUGUGUGAAGGCUAAAUAGGCCAAGUGCCACUUUCACCAGAAGAGAGGGUGUGUUGUUUGGUGCACGUAACGUGCCUUUCAAUUGUUUUUCUGAAGGACAUUUGGACACCAUGACAGUCACCCUUGUAUGUGAUCCCUCAGAAGCAAUGGAGCUGUGUGCAUCUCAACAGCUUUACCUUAAGCCAGUUGCGAAACUGACAAUCAGUGUGGUGCUUCCAGAACACACUGGAUCUACCCGGGCAUUCUCUAAGUGGGAGGUGAUGGACAAGCUGAAGAACAUGAUCUGCCCAGACCAGUUCACCAGCGUGAAGGUUUCAAAGAGCACCAAGGGCUUCAUUCGCUUUGAAGGAGAGGCUGAAACCAAGCGUUUGGUCUGCAGCCUGAAGGAAAAACUCCACGGCAAGAUGAUAAAGCUGAAUGGUUUUAAGGAUGACUUGCAGGUUGUGGCUACUGAAGCGCCUCCCGAUUGCCCACCUUCUCAGGACUUAGCGCCCAACGCAAAAAGCCGAAAACUGCUGGAGGACGAGGAAAGCCAGGUGGUUUCUGACUGUCUGCAUUUGGAAGGGCUGCCCUGCAAAUGGUUUGCCCUCAAGGGUUCAGAUAGUGAGACCCCAAGUGAGGACGUCUUGAGAGCGGCAUUUGGGAGCUUUGGGAAGAUCAAGAACGUAGAUAUCCCCAUGCUUGAUCCAUACAGGGAAGAAGUGGUGGGAGGAAGCACAAAUAAUUUCAUUUUUCGUGGUCUGCGGACAUUCGAAGCUUUUGUCCAGUAUCAAGAGUCCAAGUCAUUUACAAGAGCCAUGGAGACACUCAGGGGCAUGAAGCUGAUGUUUAAGGGGGAUGACGGAAAAGCUCUCGCGUGUAACAUCAAGGUGACAUCUGAUACUACUAGUCAUUUCAGUGAGAAUGCUAUAAAACAGAGAACCCUAGAAAGAUUAACUCUGCAAGGUCUAGAGCGAGAAAGAAAGAGAGAGGAAAACAGAGGGAGAAAAGGGACGGAAAGAAAAAGACGAGACGACGAUGACAAAAAAGUUGGGGAAGGAAAAAGGAAGUCUAAGAUCAAGAGGCGAGAAAAAAGGCAGAUAGAUCGGGACGAGAAACGGCCCCGGAAGCAUCUGAAAGUAACAGCUGGAGAAGAAUUGUGGUCAGAAAACAUGCCUGAAUGGGAGGAGAGGAAAUACCUUCUGGCUCAGAGGAGGGUGGAAUCGAUCAGACUUCUUACCGUGCUGCUAAGCCAAAUAAAAAACUUUGUGCUGUCCCCUGGGCAAAUACGGGCGCAUCUGCCAGAUCCUGAAAGUGAAAGGGAGGAGAACUUCUCUGCAACUCCAAUCGAGGAUGCGCUAAAGGAGGAGACGAAUUCACCUUAUCUUGAGCACCAAGAACCGGAGGAUGAGAGUCAGCCUGCAUGCCAUCCAGUCCUGUUUGAUAAUGCCCCUAUUGAAGAAGGGGAAGAGGAGCAGUUCCUUGCUGCAGAUUUGCAUCUAUCCCCUUCUCCCUUCAUGAGAACUGUUUUGAAUGAGCCACUUGCCAGGGAGGUCACCAGCCACUCAACGGAGAAUGUUACAGACGGCUUUCCUGCUGCUGGCUUGCUACAGGUCACGGUCACUCAGGACUGCAAAGCGGUUGAGUCAUCGCCUGACAGGUGGGAUUACCUGAGACCCAAUUUGGGGUCCUUUGCAGAUGCUUCUGAUGCAACCAAGUGUAAAAAGCAAAAGGUUUAUGAAACAGAGGAAUUCAUACAUUACUUGCUGAACUACUACCAAACCCCCAGAUACGCACGGAUCUGUCCAAGGGCACAAAGCCCAUCAGAUACGUCUUGGUGGCAGAGGGUGGUAUCCUGUUACGGAGACGGCUUUCAGAUCAACCUAAAGAGUAAAGAUGAGGAGUGUUGGACGGAAGGGGGUUUAGGAUCAGAUCUCUCUGAAAACAACCCUCAAGCUGAUGAUGAUGACAGUUGGGAAGCAAUUGAUGAAGGGCCUGAACCUGCAGAGAUCACGCCUGAAGACCAGGCAUGUCCUCAAGAGUUCAGCGAAAGUUACCAGGGAGAAUGGGAGGAUUCGCUGGAUGAGGCCAGUGACGGCUCCCCGCCAGACAGGUUGCAUAGUCCUAUCCCAGGAAGCCGCAGUACCGCUCACAACAAAAUGCCACAAGAAGAGAAUACUGACAUGACGGUGAUGUCAUCCCCCAAGCCCUUUGGCCAUAUGUAUAAACUGAAAGAUUUACUGGAAGAGAUUAGCAGCGAUUCUGAAUAUUUUAGCGAGGCGCUUAAUGAGUCCCGGAACUCAUCCGAACGAAGAAAUGGUGGCUGCCAAGGCAGCUGCAAGACAUGGCCUCUCCGCCAGCAAAAGGCGAAGGAACUCUUGAUACGCGUCCAGAACGUUGCCUGUGGUGAUCAAGAUGGUAGAUGCAGCACACGCAGCUUCUGCUCCAGCACAGAGUGCUGUGGCUCCGCUCUGCUCCCUGGGCAGAGGCCCAAGACGAGGUUCAAGAGGUCCAGCAGCAAACUAUGGUACGAAGAGCAAAAACCCAAAUGGUCGUCUAGUGAAGAGGAGAGAGACAGCAGCAGGAAGAAGAAGAAGAAAAAGAAAAGGUCCUCCGAUAGCUCCUUCCUGGAUGAUGAACCUCAGUUCCUUAAAACAAACCACUGCAGAGACCUGGACUCCUUCAGCAAGAUACAGAGAAAAUGUAGCAGGAUCAUCCAUCAGAAGAUGAAAUGUAAGACGCUUCAGGCCAUGGGAGGAGCAGUAAAAAUGAAAGACGUUAUCCAUCUGAGUGCCUCCCCGCUACCAGAAGCUCACCAAGUGCCAGGUAAGGGGAAGGUGGACAUUGGCGGGAGAAGGCAUAAAGCAGAAGAACGGCAGAGACUUUCCAAGGGCAUGGUAGAAAGGUGAUGAAGAGGGCAGCUCAGGGAGGUGGUAGAAAUGGUGGGAUGUACAGAUGGAGGAGGGCGACACCCAAAGAACUUGGUGGCUAAGCGGUCAGCUUUGCUAGCACUGUGAGAAGUGGCUGGCAACUCCUGCAACAGAGCCUUCUUAACUCUUGAGUUCUCUUGCCAUUCUCCCCUGCUUGGUAGGGGCCUUCCUGUUGAGAAGAGAGCUGGAAACCGUUUCUGAAGGAUGGCCUCUGUUUCCUGUUGAAAUAGCCUAGCUCAGUCCGUGCCUGGAAUCCGUCUGCAGAGCAGACCUUGGAAGCUAAUUUGGUUGGCCCUGAUGGAUGGUGGGGAUCUUGAAACGAUUCAAGUAGAAGCUCACAUUAGGUCAUUUUAUACAGCCCUUUAAAGAGCUUCACUGUAGAGCCUGAGCUUUGAUCAUACUGACUUGGGCCAAUUUGUUGUUUUGCUUUUUUAGCUUUUGCGGGGCCGUGGCUCCUCUGCAUGCUGGAAAAGAGAGAGCAGCAUGGUCAAACAUUCUUAGCUUCAAAAAAAAAUAGGUGGCAAAUGUCAGUUACUGGAGUUGAUGUCUGUAUAAACAGGGACCAUUUAUAUUUAUAUAUAUAUAUAUAUAUAAAUAUAUUAUACAGAAAAGUGUGCUUUAAGCUAUAGCGAUUGGACUGCUGAGUCUUUCAGCUGAGUUAACUAGAUGGCCCU
This is a messenger RNA of Candoia aspera, 4162 nucleotides long. Its product is annotated as A-kinase anchor protein 17B-like. NCBI's taxonomy places the organism in Eukaryota, Metazoa, Chordata, Lepidosauria, Squamata, Candoiidae. The record is from RefSeq and is a predicted model, not a curated record. The transcript is spliced from 4 exons. Gene Ontology annotation, molecular function: RNA binding. The coding region runs from base 690 to 3467 and encodes 925 amino acids.